GUUUGUCAAGGAUAUGACGAAGGCACAGAACCAACGUCCCACAAAUUAUUGCACCAUUAUUUAUUGAAUCGCUCUGCUUUGGACAGAGAUGGUGCUACCCGCAGUGUGGAUCGACCGGCAGUUGAGCCGCUUGUUGGGGAAUCUGGGCCAUGCGGUCGGGGAGAGACCCAGCGCCUUCAUCUUCGGCACUCUUUUCCUUUUCCUUUUUUUCGCCACCGGGAUUCAAAACAUGAACGAUAACUACGUCGGCGACGUGGAAUGGCUCUUCACGCCCACGCACGGGCGGGGAUGGACGGAGGAACGCGUAAAGAAGGAAUACUUCGAACAGAAGAUCCACAGCGAACGACGGAGAAGACGUAGUCCUCGCUUCGACGUCGACCCCGAUCCUCUACGAGACCAGAUGACGCGACGCGAUUUCACGGAUGACCUGGCCUCGAGUUGGCUGGGAGGACCAGAUCGCAAGAAACUCGCGAGACCCUCUAAACCCCAAACGAAUCAUCUGAACGAUUGGAACAUCUGGGGAAGACCCGUCUACUCGAACGAACUCGAAGAGGCGGAAGAGAAAGAAAUUCGCUCCGGUCGAGGCAGAAGGAACGUGAAAGAAGACCUGAAAGAGAAGGAUGGCAUCUGGGCGAUGACCAGGGUUCUCGUCGUGGCCAAGGACGAAGGGACCAUGCUCAGGAAUGACACCCUCCACGAGUUUCUUUACGUCACCAACAGACUCCGAUCGGUCAAACUCAAAACCAAUGGCAAGGAAUAUACGUACGAAGACAUCUGUGGGAACCGUUGCUGGGACCCGAGAGAAGGAAUCCAAAAUUUCAUCGACCUCAUACCCCGUUACGAGGCGGGAGAGGUUAACAUCACUUACCCGGCCUUUUUGGAUCCGGUGACCUUGAAGACCAUGAUCCUCCCCACCAUUUUCGGCGGAAUCGAGCCCUCGGACGACGGUGCCGUGGUGACCUACGUGAAGGCAGCUGUCGUGACCCAAGUCACCGCCUCCAAGCCCAGGGAAACCUUCGAGCUCGGUUACGAGUGGUUGCUAGCGGCGGAGACGGAGAUGAACCAGCUACGAAAGGAGCUGGAGCACCUGGACAUGUAUUUCUACUCCACCCGGAUAGCACCAGACCAACUAGAGAGAGGUAUGAACGCCAUUUUCCCCUUCAUCACAGCCGCCAUCUUCAUCCUCCUCGGCUUCACCACCCUCUGCCUGGUGACGCUGGACCCGGUCAAGUCCAAGCCCAUUCUGGCCAUCAUGGGAGUGAUUUCGGCCGCAAUAGCUACGCUUGCUUCCAUGGGCUUCCUCAUCUACAUCCAGGUUCCCUUCAUCGGGCUCAACAAGUUGGAUGGCCGCCUGCUUCGUGACCGUCUCGUCUCCAUUCGCUCGUGGAGGAUCCUGAUCGUGCCGACGUCGGUCGUAGGGAUCGGGUUGGACGACACGUUCGUGAUCGUGGGAGCGUGGAGACGGACGAAUCCUCGGAACGGCGUCUCGGACCGAAUGAGGGCGACGUAUGCGGAGGCGGCCGUGAGCGUGACCAUCACUUCGCUCACGGAUGGGAUCAGUUUCUUCAUCGGGGCCCUCACCGACAUCCCCUUCAUCUACGUCUUCUGCACUUACACAGGGACAGCGGUGGUGUUCCUCUAUUUUUGCCAUCUGACCUUCUUCGGGGGAUUCCUGGCCCUCACGGGAUACGCGGAGCAAGCCAAUCGCCAUUCCAUCACCUGCUUCAAGGUCCCUGCCAAGUCCGAGGCCCUUGACAGGAACAUCUUGUUCCGGGCAUGCUGUGCUGGAGGAGUGUCAUCGAAGAACCCAUACCACAAAGAGAAUAUAGACGAGCACCUCGGCAUGGUCAUCUUCAGGGACUACUUUGGCAAGCUCCUCACCUUCCCACAAAUCAAGGUCUCCAUCAUGUUUUUCUAG
Molecule: messenger RNA, 1918 nt
Organism: Darwinula stevensoni
Lineage: Eukaryota; Metazoa; Arthropoda; Ostracoda; Podocopida; Darwinulidae
Source: the annotation of a GenBank genome assembly